Messenger RNA from Capronia coronata CBS 617.96, 1164 nucleotides. RefSeq lists its product as uncharacterized. The transcript has a single exon. Bases 1 to 1164 code for a protein of 387 amino acids. The record is from RefSeq and is a predicted model, not a curated record. Gene Ontology annotation, molecular function: zinc ion binding; glutaminyl-peptide cyclotransferase activity. Lineage: Eukaryota; Fungi; Ascomycota; Eurotiomycetes; Chaetothyriales; Herpotrichiellaceae.
AUGUCGUGCUGGCGUUGGAACGGGGUCCUAACCGGCCUCGUUCUCCUGUCCCUUCAUGUCCUCGCAUAUACGCCUCUCUCCAAUGACACCCUUCUAAAUCUGCUCCCUCAACCGCAACCUGCCGACUUCGACAUCAAGACCGGGGCUCUGCUGGCUCCGAUACUGAUACCUCGAGUUCCAGGCACCCCAGGAUCUCAGAUCGCUCGACAGCACCUGGUCGAUUUCUUCCAGCACUCACUACCAUCGUGGUCGGUGACAUUCCAGAACUCGACAUCCAAGACUCCCACGCACGGGAACACCGAAGUGCCUUUCGUGAAUGUGAUCGCUACUCGUGAUCCGCCAUGGCUGCAACCAGGAAACGUCGGUCGACUGACGCUUGUGGCGCACUACGAUUCGAAAUAUAAGCCGGACGGAUUCAUUGGGGCGACGGACUCUGCGGCGCCCUGCGCCAUGAUCAUGCAUGCUAUGAGAUCCAUCGAUGCGGCUCUGACCAAGAAGUGGGAGAGUCUUCAGUCCGCGGGGGAUCUUGAUCUGGACUUUGAAGAGUACAAGGGCAUCCAGGUCUUGUUCCUGGACGGAGAGGAGGCUUUCCAGAGUUGGACAGCCACCGACAGUAUUUACGGGGCCAGGUCGCUCGCUGAAGAAUGGGAGCAUACCAUGAACCCGGCCACGAGCAUCUACAAGAACAAACUGGAUUCAAUCGAUCUGUUUGUCCUGCUCGAUCUGCUCGGCUCGCCAGAGGACCUCCCCAUCCCCUCGUGGCAGCACACUUCCCACUGGUCGUAUGUGAAGAUGGCCGAGGCCGAACAACGACUCCGAAAGUUGGAGCUGUUCAAAAGCACCCCUUCUCGCACCUGGUUGCCGGACAAGGACAAGAAGGAGACGGAUAUCUUCAGCAGCUAUGUCAUGCAAGACGACCAUCUUCCGUUCAUUGCUCGAGGAGUUCACGUGCUGCAUCUCAUUCCGUCUCGGUUCCCUUCGGUUUGGCACACCAUGAAAGAUGAUGGUGAACAUCUCGAUGUCCCCACCGUGGAGGAUUGGGCACUGCUUACCACUGUCUUCGCCGCCGAAUACAUGGAGCUGGAAGGAUUCUUCGAGCCUCCACCGGCCACCCAGAAGAUCAAAAGACAUGCCGAAGAAGUCAUCAGCAGAACGGAGUUAUGA